AUGUCACCUCCUGCUGUUUCCGUCGUCAUCUCCCCUCCCGCUGUCGACUUGGACUCCUACGAACCCUUUGACGGGCAAUACAAUCGCACUGUGGACGAGAUCCUCUCGGACGAACCUAGCUUCGACGCCUCAUUCGACGCAUACAAUAGUGGCAUCUCCAUGGACGGGUCAAAUGGCUCUUUACAGCGAGAGCGUGCGAUCAGUCGAGCCUCCGUUGGCAAAAGAACUGGUCCCAAGAAGUCGCCUUACUUCUCGACGGGCCAGAUGUCUCAGCGGCGUAUCGGAUCGAAGAGGAGUAUUACCCGAAUUGAUGUCGACGAAGACGACGACGAUGACGAGGACGAGGACGAGGACGACAUUACCCCUGCUACGUCGGUCGAAUUUGUGAAAAUCCAGGUGGUCGAUAACAACAUCGAGGACGAGCACCAUGAUAAUAAAACAUAUGCUAAAGCCAAUGGGAAUGCUGUCGACGAUGACAUCGCUGAGGAAGAUAUUGUUUUCGCUUCAGUUGGACCAGAAGUGCAGGCUCGCUUGCUGAAUUUCAUUGCAUCGCAUUCAUUUAUGCGUAGUGGUUCAUAUCCUGUCAGGCGGUCCAAAAGGCGGACCUUUGUGUGCGAACUCUAUGAGCAAGCGAAAUCGACUGGAAUGGACGAGCACUCGAUCGACAGGUUGACAAACUACGUGAGGAAGACAUAUCUCGAACUAUAUGGAAAAGACUAUGUCGAUACCCAAGGCUCAGAAUUUGGUGACGAGAUUGACGACGUUGGGGGGAAGAGAAGAAGGUCCUUGAACGACUCCAAAAAGGAUCGGAAGAGGAAGCGGUUGAAUGGCGACGCAGCUAAACAGAAACAUAAGAAGAGCAGAUCGCAAUCUUCGCAGGAGAAGCGUACUACGUCAACGGCUGACUCGCACAACAAUUCCAAGCGUGAAGUAAUCGACCUUGAGGCCGAGUAUCCUCUUGCGGACUUCUCUGCUAGUGCCACGGAGCCCGAAGGUUUCGAGAGCAAAUCGACUGCGGAAGAGUUACCCAGGAGACGUCCAAGCAUCAGCAAGCAGUCCGGUCGUUCGUCGAAUGACGACAGAUCGAACGAUCUCUCUUUGAUCACGCCGGAGAACCGCAACAGCAAAGCAAGCGUCUCUAUUCCUUCUAGGCACUCUCUGCGCUCCCCUGCCAAUUCCAAAGAUGAACCCAUUUUUCUGGAAAGUGACUCAGAUGGACCCAGAGACUCGGCUACAGCUGUCCCAAAAGCACAUUCAACGAAUCCUAUUCAUUCGGAUAAGCCAACAACGCGCGAGGAGAGCAUCGCCAGGGCCAAGAAAAAGAAGAAUCACAGGAAGCGCCGGAGCCGCAGGAGGAAAAGAGCCGAGAGAUAUCGGGAGAACCUGAAGGACUCUCAAAUUCAAAACCUUGCAGCUGAAGAUCGUCACAUUGAAGAGGAUGCUACGACCAACAACACCGAUGAUUCGCAAAGUGUGACCGCCAGCGAUGAGGUGACGUCAAAAUAUUUUACGAGCCCUCAGCAAGUGGAUGGUUUGGCGUCGAGUGUCCCCAGCCAGAUACCCACUACCUAUUUUACUAGUUCUGUUCGAGAUUACGAACCUAUUCCUGAGAAAGCUCGGCAGAUAUUGACCGAGGUUGGCCUCUCAUUUGACAUUCUGGCCUCUGACUCGGAGUCGGACCUGAGUGAUGUGCAGAGUGACGAUGGCAUCUUGGAUCAUGAUGCUUUUUUGCGUGACGUGAUACAACCGCCCGUCCUAGGCGAGACCUUUGAUAGAUCUGCGGAAGGGAUCCCUAAGACUCCACUGAAAAGCGCAUUAGCUGCCGACCCUGACGUUCCGUUCGUUAUGGCACUUCGCCCUAGGCCUCCUAAAGUGUCUCCUUACUUCCCGAAGCCGCUUAUUGAUCCCGACUCCUGUCUACCUUUCCCCUCAAUUGACGCACCCACAUUCGGUUUGGUGCAAGAGCAGCUCGCGCAUGAUCCAUUUCGUCUGCUCAUCGCUACGAUCUUUCUUAAUCGGACUCGCGGCGGCGUUGCUUUGCCAGUUCUCUUCCAAGUUUUUGAACAUUUCCCGACAGCCCAGGACAUGAGUACAGCCGAGUUCUCGAAGUUGGUCUCCAUGAUCCAUUCUUUGGGAUUUCAAAACGAGCGAGCGAGAAAAUGCAUCGAUCUUGCUAAGACAUGGCUGGAGCGUCCGCCGACAAAAGGCAGACGAUACCGCAGACUGCACUACCCACGCAAGAUGGAUGGAAAAGAUGUCGGCCGCGACGAAUGCAUUGGCGACGACGAGAAUGACACGCGUGUAGCAUGGGAGAUCGCACAUCUGCCUGGUGUGGGCCCGUACUCCUUGGAUAGCUGGCGCAUCUUCUGCCGAGAUGAGCUGCGGGGACUAGCGAAGGAUUGGAAAGGCAAUGGCGCGGCAUCAGCAGAUUUUGAACCGGAAUGGAAAUCGGUCUUACCGCAGGACAAGGAGCUCCGGGCAUAUUUGACGUGGAUGUGGCUCAAGGAAGGAUGGAUCUGGGAUCGGCACACGGGCGAGCGCAAGCGAGCCAGCGACAAGAUGAUGCGUGCUGCACGCCGUGGGGGCGUGGCUCAGGAACAGGAUGGCAAUUUUGUGUUGGAGAUGUCGCCUGUUAAAAAGGUCGCGAAUGGUCUGACUGCAUGGAGUUGA
Molecule: messenger RNA, 2670 nt
Organism: Aspergillus fumigatus Af293
Lineage: Eukaryota; Fungi; Ascomycota; Eurotiomycetes; Eurotiales; Aspergillaceae
Product: putative pre-mRNA splicing factor
Exons: 2
Coding region: 1-2670 (889 amino acids)
Biological process (GO): base-excision repair
Cellular component (GO): nucleus
Molecular function (GO): DNA binding; catalytic activity
Source: RefSeq, a predicted model, not a curated record